GACGCCACGGUUGACUUAUUAUUCGCCCGCGCCUUUGAAUGUGAAUUCGAAUUGUAUUUUCGGGUGUAGUAUUAAUUGUAAAAUUUUAUAUUUUUUAAAAUGAGUUGUGCCGUGUUCGGAUGCAAUAAUAACAAUGUUAAAAAUAGUUCGACGAAAUGGAGACUUUUCCAUUUCCCUUAGCUAAAAACAAUACUAAAAUUGUGGAUUCCUUUUUGUGCACUUUGAGCAAGAAGCCUUCGAAAGAAAUUUGCAGUUUGAAAUGUUCGCGGAGUCUAACGAAGUUGCUACCUAGCGCUUUUCUCACGUUAACCAGAUUAACUCCUGCAGAGGCUAAUGAAGGGCAGAAAAGGAUGAAGUCUCGUUUAAACCAAGACGUUUUAGAAAAUAUGUUUGACGUAAUCAGGUUAGAGGUCUUCACGAUCACCCUGACAGAAAGGAGUUCCAUCAAGACAGAUGGAGGAAAUGUUGAAGUCGACAAUACCCCAGAUAUGGAAGGGAAUUACUUAUCUCUAACUGUAUGUUUAUUAUAUUUUGCAGGUAAUAUUUUCCAACGUGUGUCAGUUGAUCUAAAAUCCGCUGUCCCAAUUGAAAAAAUUAUGACUUGAAGAUUCUCAACAACGACGGGCUUGAAAAUUUGGCAGGGUACAUCUGCCACAAACUUGGCAAAGACAAAUUGUUCGCCUUAUACUUGAGUGGAUCACCUAUCUAAAGGAGGACUCUCAAAACCAACAGAUAUGUUGAUGGAGCAUAUGAGAGCUUUGCAAGCAGUAUUUGACGACUUAAAAGGUACUGAUUUACAUAUACAUAUGUACAAACUACGUCCAGAUGCACUUAGAUUUAAGUAAUUUUGUUAAUUGUAGCAUCAAAGUAAGAGAAUUGUUUUUCAKAGCUAGAAUGUAUUUUAGGAUUCGUUCUUUAAAUAAAAACUUAAUUGAAAAUAUGUACAGCAAAAAAAGAAAA
Messenger RNA from Bactrocera latifrons, 960 nucleotides. RefSeq lists its product as uncharacterized. Bases 156 to 605 code for a protein of 149 amino acids. The transcript has 3 exons. The record is from RefSeq and is a predicted model, not a curated record. Lineage: Eukaryota; Metazoa; Arthropoda; Insecta; Diptera; Tephritidae.